UUCAAAGUGCUAAAGCUAUAAAUAACAACACGCACCAGCCAUCUUACAUCUAUAUUUGUAGCUCAAUUCCUAUAUAUUUAUACUUAUUUAUUGGAAGUUCUAAAUAAUCAGAAAGCCCUCUACACAAAUAUAAGAAAAGAAAAUGGCAAAUCAACCCCCACCGCGUCCAUGGUUCCGUUUGCCUUCAAUGGUACGUCCAGCACCUGAACCUACUCCAGCUCCAGCCCCUGAGCCACGGCCACCGGCUGCUCGACCUGCAUUUAGGCCUGUUACUCAGCCUCAAGAAUCCAUUGUUGCCCCACCUGUGCCUGCCACUCCUGCUCCACCACCCGCUUCCGUUCAAACAUCCUCUCCGAAACCAGGAGGUGGUGUGGCAUCAGUACCAACUUCUCCAGCUUUAAGGCCAGUUGCUCCUACCUCUUCAUUGCCUAAUUCUCCGACUACGACAACCACAGUGGUUGUUCCCGCCACUAUUUCUACUUCUGUUCCAUCCUCUCCGAAACCUAGAGCUUUAGCUCCUACCUCCUCGCUUCCGCCUUCGCCAGUCCUAAGACCCGCCCCAACUUAUUCUGUACCAACGUCCCCAGCGCCUAAGCCAGUGCCAACUACAUUUUCUGUGCCAACUUCUCCUGUUCCCAAACCUGAACCGAUUAUCUCCUCAGUGCCAACCUCUCCAGUCCCCAAAGCCAUAACUACCACUACAGCUCGUGUUCCUAGCCCUGCACCAGCUCCAACGACCAUCAAGCCAGAGGUACAAACCCCUCCUCGGUCGCCUAAGCUUAAGCCUACUGCUCCGCCUCCUUCUCCUCUAAUCCUACCACCUGCCAAGAUAAAAUCUGAUGCAGAGACAGAAGCUAAGAUCCCAUUGGAGGCAGAGCAAAAGACAGUUCUGGUUCAAAAGACUAUCGAUAAGCCUAAGCCCUGGUUCAACGGCAUUGGCUCAUCAGAGAAAAGUCUUGUAGAUUCUAUCAAGUCCAGCUUUGCUAAUCUUGGGAAGCAAGAAGCGCCAAGAGAUGGCGAAACGAAAGAAAAAGUACACCGCAAGAAGAUUCCUUCGGAGUCUGAAGAUGGAGGAAUGAAGGUCAUAACAAUUGCUGGAGAAAACAAAGGUGCUUAUAUGGAAGUAAUACGUUCUCCUAAUAAGAAACAUGUGUUUGAAGGAAAAUCUUAUCAUGUUGACGACAAGGGACAUACCAAAACCGUUGGAAAUGAAGGGAAAAACUCUAGCAGCAGCAGCAGCAGUGGAGAAGAAGGAAAGCCCAAAAACAAGGACAGAAGCCGCAAAGGAAGGUCAACGAUGUCGGCUCCUAUGAGUGCAUUUAUGAACAGCAAUGUGCAAGGUGUUAACAACUCCAUUGUUUACAAUUCUUCUUACAGUCACCAUGAUCCUGGAAUUCAUCUUGCUGUCUCUAGAACGGCAGCCGGUGGGGGGCUCCAAAUUAAGGAUCGCAGCAAUGGCCAUCAUGGCUAAGAUCUCGUAAAGACAAUAUAAUGAGGUUUUACUUAUAAAAUUUGUGUGUUAUUUUAGGCUACAAUAUUAAUUAUUAUUGUUAUUGGUGAGAAUAAACAUAAAAGUUAGACUGAGUGAAGAUAAUGAAAGGGCAUAUGGACUCUGAUUCCUCAUUGUUACUCCACCUUCAGUGGAUUCCAAUUGAAGAAAUAUUGUCCAUUGUCCUCUUGAGUUACACUUUUACUCGUUUUAUAUAUUGCAUUGCAUAAUGGAAAUGUAAUAAUUCCCGAAUUGCAUCGCACUUAAAUUUAUAAUGUAACAAGUUGAGAUUUCGAAACAAUCUUUCUUUUUUCUUUUUA
Molecule: messenger RNA, 1809 nt
Organism: Jatropha curcas
Lineage: Eukaryota; Viridiplantae; Streptophyta; Magnoliopsida; Malpighiales; Euphorbiaceae
Product: serine/arginine repetitive matrix protein
Source: RefSeq, a predicted model, not a curated record